UUCGUCGUCGUCCUUAUCCCGGAGACCCACCACCGGAGUGACCGGAGGCAGCAGCCACCAGCCAGCAUCGCAUCCCGCCGCCGCCAGUCGUCUCCUCUCCUCCGCAGUCCUCGCCGUCAGCCGUCUCCCUCUCCCACUCCCUCCUCAGGCCGCCUUACUUAUGGAGACCUCACUGCGCCUGCGCGGCGGCGGCGGCCUCCGCAUCCACGCCAAGGAGAAGCUUGCCCUCGGCCACAACUCCCUACUGCAGGCUCAUGGGGAGAUCGACGCCGGAGCUGCUGCCCCAAGCUACCUCGCUCUCUUUGUCAGGCAAUUCUACCCCCAGAUAGCAGCCAACAUCGGAGUCGGCGUCCAGUUUCACAAAGGCCAACGCCUCACCUACAACCUUCGCGCCAAGAAGGCCCUUCCCUUCACAUCAGAUGGAUUGCUAGGACUAAACCUCAAAGCCCGCCUGCUUACCGACACGGAAUUCAACCCGAGGAAGAGAACUGGAGCCGUCGAACUGGCCUGGACCAUACUUGACUUCAGGAAAGGCCAAGAUGUCAGGCUCAAACUUGGCUAUGAAUUGUAUGGCAAGGUGCCUUAUCUCCAGCUUAGAGAAAACAACUGGACACUGAAUGCUUACAUGGAUGGGAAAUGGGAUGUUAGAUUUGAUAUGUGAUCCGAAGCCACUUCUCUCUGGUGAUUGUUCUUAGUGGUAUCGUUUCCUAGGCUAUCGGUUCUACUUGUUUGUACUGCACCAGAAAAUGCAUUCACCUAUUUUUUUUUAUGAGAACCAGAAGCUACUGGGUUGCUUUGCUUUUCAUAUACAGAAGUAGAAGCUAUUCAUCUGGAUUGGUAGCAUUUACUUAGUG
Setaria italica (foxtail millet) is the source of this 854-nucleotide messenger RNA. Its product is annotated as outer envelope pore protein 21, chloroplastic. NCBI's taxonomy places the organism in Eukaryota, Viridiplantae, Streptophyta, Magnoliopsida, Poales, Poaceae. Gene Ontology annotation, biological process: regulation of monoatomic anion transport. Gene Ontology annotation, molecular function: voltage-gated monoatomic anion channel activity. The transcript is spliced from 5 exons. Bases 161 to 661 code for a protein of 166 amino acids. The record is from RefSeq and is a predicted model, not a curated record.